Messenger RNA from Amorphotheca resinae ATCC 22711, 1430 nucleotides. Its product is annotated as glycoside hydrolase family 76 protein. The record is from RefSeq and is a predicted model, not a curated record. Gene Ontology annotation, biological process: carbohydrate metabolic process. NCBI's taxonomy places the organism in Eukaryota, Fungi, Ascomycota, Leotiomycetes, Helotiales, Amorphothecaceae. Bases 282 to 1430 code for a protein of 382 amino acids. The transcript is spliced from 2 exons.
UGGGAAAUGAUUGUUAUGCCAUGGCACACGCAGGGCCCAGUCCCGGAGGGACCACGAGGACGUCAGCAUAAGCGGUCACCACAAUAACGGGGCUCAGAACAGAAUAUAAAUACAAAUGGCGGUUCCGGUGUGAAGGCAAUUUUGAUGUUAGAGAGGGCAAGAAGAAGAAGGUAGGUAAGGUAGUGAAGAAGAUAUCAUAUAUACGUCGGAUAAUCGGAUAAUCGUCGGGUACUCGCAUGCAUCGUCCAAGCUCUGCUUAAUCUUAUCACCACGUGCCGAUCAUGUUCGGAUCAAUAUCAACCAUCGCCGUCCUCCUCGCCUCGCUCCAUCUCUCCGACGCUCUCCCACAACCUCGCUCACCCAUCUCGGAGAGGGACUCGACAAACCCGUUAUCCAGGAGAACAUCACAGGCCGAAUAUGUCAACAAUGCAAUUGCCGCCUUCAACCAGAUGCAGACCUGGUAUGACAAGUCGACCGGACUCUGGCAAGGCUCUUGGUGGCCGAGUGCCAACGCUCUCACGACAAUUGCGGACUUCCAAGCCUACUUUCCCGGUGAACUUCUGUCAAUCACCGACCUUGUGUACCCAAAUACCCUUGCAAAUGCUCCCAAGAGCUUCGGUUCUGGCGGCUUCCUGGAUGGAUUCUACGACGAUGAGCUGUGGUGGGCUCUUGGUUGGAUCCAGGUAUAUGAUGUGACCGGCGACCCCAAAUACCUCAAUACCGCGACUGCGAUAUUCGAGGAUGCGAAAGCCGCCUGGGGUACCACACCAUGCAAUGGUGGCAUCUGGUGGGACAAGGCUCACACGUACGUGAACGCAAUCGCAAACGAGCUCUACAUCACCACCGCUGCCAAGCUCGCAAACCGCUCGCCCCAUUCUCCAUCCGAUGGUUACUACUGGAACGAGGCCCUCAAGGCCCACGAUUGGUUCAUGGCCUCUGGGAUGAUCAACUCCGAUAACGUCGUGAACGAUGGUCUUAACUCCAACUGCCAAAACAACGGCUAUGAAACCUUCACCUACAAUUCAGGGGUGAUCUUGGGUGGUCUGACUGAGAUGGCCUGGGCGUCAGGGGAUAACUCCUACAACGAAAAGGCCAACACCCUCGCGCUGGCUGCCAUCGCGCACUUCACUGACAGCAAUGGCAUUCUGCACGAGCCCUGCGAACCUAAUUCCUGCGAUUCCGAUGAGCAGCAAUUCAAGGGCAUCCUUGCCCGGAAUAUCAAUUUCAUGGUCAAUCGGGCGACCAACCUUCCGGAAUCGACGAGGGAGACGUAUGUCAACUUCCUGCAGAAGAACGCCGAUUCCAUUUGGGCGCAUGACCAAUCUAAUGAUUUCCUGGGCCUUGUGUUCAACGGGCCUCCUGGUACAGCGACGAUCCAGACGCAGGGCUCGGCCUUGGAUGUGAUCGUCGGUGCUGCUGCUGCUUUUUAA